Messenger RNA from Symsagittifera roscoffensis, 7219 nucleotides. Its product is annotated as U5 small nuclear ribonucleoprotein 200 kDa helicase-like. Gene Ontology annotation, molecular function: nucleic acid binding; ATP binding. Bases 119 to 6790 code for a protein of 2223 amino acids. The transcript is spliced from 38 exons. The record is from RefSeq and is a predicted model, not a curated record. NCBI's taxonomy places the organism in Eukaryota, Metazoa, Xenacoelomorpha, Acoela, Convolutidae.
UCACAUGCAAUUUGAGUAACUGCUUGAUUAGAAACAGUUCUUCAUUGAGUUGAUUUUCACAAUAAAAUAGCUCGGAGUGUUGUUUCUUUGAACUUGAAGAGGAGAGAAAAGAAAAAAGAUGGCCGAUCAAGCAGCACGAAAUUUGCAGUUCGAGUACAAAGUGAACUCGAACUUGGUGUUGCAACCGGACCGUAACUUGAUAGACAACAAGCGAGGCAGAGAUGAGGCGACAGGGGAGGUGUUGUCCCUAACCGGGAAGCUACUGGGCACCCAGAUGGGAGACAAGGCACUGAGAUCCAAACCGCCCCAGAUGCAGAGGCGCAAGGAGAAACGUGUGAAGCGUGACCAGGCCAGGUAUGACGUAGAUCGGAUGAAGGGGACAACAUUGCUUAGUGAGAGUGUGGAUGAAAUGGUAUCUUCAGGAGUCGUGUACAGGCCAAAGACACAGGAGACAAGACAGACGUAUGAGAUCAUGCUGACAUUCAUACAAGAGGCUUUGGGUGACCAGCCUCGUGACGUGUUGUGUGGUGCGGCUGACGAAGUGCUCAUAACACUCAAGAGUGAAAACAGGAAAGAUAAGGAAAAGCGAAAGGAGGUGGAGUCCCUGCUGGGAGGACUACCCGAUGAGAGAUAUGCUCUGCUGGUGAAUCUGACCAGAAAGAUCACUGACUUCCAGAACGCUGACAAGUUCAGUGCAGACAAUGACGAAAUAGACGACACUUAUGGGGUGAAUGUGCAAUUUGACGACUCAGAUGAAGAUAAUCAGGAGGGAGAAGAGGGAGGGGCGAGAGGGGGAAGAGGAGCUGCGGCUGAUGGGGAGAAUGUGUACGGGGAAGUGAGGGAGAGGGGGAGUGAUAGUGAGGAUGACGAGGGAGAUAGCGACUCUGAUAUGGACACCACGCAAGGUAAAGCAAAAGGAGCAUCGGAAGGCGUAAAAGAGAAAGAUACGAAGAAGCACUUGAAUGCCGGUCUGACCACCAUGACUUCCAAGAAGAGUUCAAGGUCAUUGGAUGAACUGAAUCCGAGGGACAUCGACGCUUAUUGGCUGCAGAGGAAUUUGAACAAAGUCUACAAUGAUGCACAUGCAAGUCAGAAAAAGGCAGAUGAAGUUUUAGCUAUUUUAAAGGCUGCUGGCGACAACCGAGAUUGCGAGAACCAGCUAGUGGAUCUGCUCUCCUUCGACCAGUUCGCAUUCAUCAAGAAACUGGUGCAGAAUCGAAAUGUAGUUCUAUAUUGCACCCUGUUGGCCCAAGCUCAGAGCCAAGACGAGAAGGAGAAGAUUGAAGAUAAGAUGCAAAGUGAUCCCAAGUUGAGUGUCAUUCUACAUGCGCUGUGGGAGACUUCGGAUCACCAGGAAUCAUCAUCUUCGCGAGGUCAUGACAAACAAAUGGACCACUCCGGUUUGGAUAGGACAUCGUCGUCAGCGGGAUCCUCGAAGUCGUCGUCGGCCAGGAGUUCGAGUGCAGUGUCGGGUUCAUCUGCUGCCGCUCAGAGUAGACAUCAAAGUCAGUACGAGUAUGUAGACAAGGAUCCAGAGUUCAUGGGAAGAGAUGGAGACAAGAACUACUCCCAGAUGAAAACAUUAGACCUGGAAGACCUCUCGUUCAGUCAAGGAAGUCAUCUCAUGUCCAACAAGAAGUGUCACCUGCCCGAAGGCUCAAACAGACGACAGAAAAAAGGUUACGAGGAAGUACAUGUGCCUGCUUUGAGACCAAAGCCUUUCAAAGAGGGGGAGAAACUGGUGGCGAUUCAAGAUCUGCCAGCAUAUGCCCAGCCGGCGUUCAAGGGGUUCUCUCAUUUGAACAGAAUCCAGUCCAAAGUACAAAAGUGCGCCCUGGAGAGUGAUGAAAACAUGCUGAUUUGUGCACCCACUGGAGCUGGUAAGACUAACGUGGCCCUGUUGACGAUGUUGCGAGUGAUAGGGAAGAACAUGGACAUGGAGGCCAGGAUAAACACGGACCAGUUCAAGAUAGUCUACGUAGCACCCAUGCGAUCACUAGUACAGGAGAUGGUCGGAAACUUCUCAGCGAGACUGGAGUCUUAUGGCAUCAAAGUAUCGGAAUUGACUGGGGACCAUCAGUUGACAAGAGAGGAAAUCCAGGCCACUCAAGUUCUAGUUUGCACCCCUGAGAAGUGGGACAUAGUCACAAGGAAAGGGGGAGAGAGAACUUACACUCAGCUGGUGAAGUUGAUUAUAAUUGAUGAGAUUCAUCUUCUGCAUGAUGACAGAGGACCGGUGCUGGAGAAUAUUGUGGCUAGGACCAUCAGGAACAUAGAGAAUACGCAGGGUGAGGUGAGACUGGUGGGUCUGAGUGCUACUCUCCCCAACUACCAGGACGUGGCCACCUUCCUCAGAGUGGAACCCCAGACUGGACUGCACUACUUCGACAACUCAUACAGACCAUGUCCACUCGAGCAGCAGUACAUAGGAGUGACAGAAAAGAAGGCAGUUAAGCGCAUGCAGCUGAUGAACGAAAUAGUGUAUGAGAAAGUGAUGGAGAGGGCGGGCCAGUGUCAGGUGCUGGUGUUUGUUCACUCCAGGAAGGAGACUGGCAGGACUGCCAGAUCCAUCAGAGACCAGUGUCUGCAGAAUGAAACACUAGGGAAGUUCCUCAAGGAGGAGUCGGCGUCGGUAGAGAUUCUGCGCAAGGAGGCGGAAGAUGUGAAAGACACUGAAUUGAGAGAUCUGUUGCCGUAUGGCUUCGCAAUCCAUCAUGCAGGCAUGGGUCGAGUUGACAGGACUCUGGUGGAAGAUCUAUUCAGUGACAGACACAUUCAGGUUUUGGUAUCUACAGCAACCUUAGCAUGGGGUGUGAAUUUGCCAGCGAAUACUGUGAUAAUUAAGGGAACCCAAGUUUAUAGUCCAGAAAAGGGCAGGUGGACUGAACUUGGCGCGCUGGAUAUUUUGCAGAUGUUGGGUCGAGCCGGCAGACCCCAAUACGACCAGAAGGGAACUGGAAUAGUUCUCACCUCCCACUCAGAGCUGCAGUACUACCUGUCUCUGAUGAACCAGCAACUCCCAAUCGAGAGCCAGUUCAUUUCAAAACUACCAGACCAUCUUUGUGCGGAGGCUGUGCUGGGAAAUAUCAACAACACAAGGGAUGCUGUCAACUGGCUGGGAUACACGUAUCUUUACAUCCGGAUGCUGAGAAACCCAUCCUUAUAUGGUGUCAUUCAAGACGACAAAGACCAAAUCUUGGAGCAAAGAAGAAUCGAUUUAGUACACAGCGCCUGUGCACUUCUGGACAAACAUAAUCUGAUUAAAUACGACAGAAGAAGCGGGAAUAUUUUUGUCACUGACCUCGGAAGAAUCUCAAGCCACUACUACUGUUGCUUUCAAACCAUGGCUACAUUCAAUCAGUUGUUGAAGUCGACGUUGUCGGAAAUUGAGUUGUUCCGAGUGUUCGCUUCUAGUUCGGAGUUCAAACAUAUAAUUGUGCGGGAUGAGGAAAAACUAGAGUUGAAUAAGUUGAUGGAAAGAGUCCCGAUUCCGAUCAAAGAGUCGGUAGAGGAACCAAGUGCUAAGGUGAACAUUCUGCUGCAAGCAUACAUAUCGCAGCUGAAGCUGGAUGGAUUUGCGAUCGCAUGUGACAUGGUCUUCAUUUCUCAGAAUGCGGGACGUCUCCUCCGUGCAAUAUUCGAGAUCGCACUCAGCAGGGGUUGGGCACAACUCACCGACAGGGCCCUGAAUGUGGGCAAGAUGGUGAACCACAAGAUGUGGCUGAGCAUGUGUCCCCUGAGACAGUUCAAGAAGAUACCGGAAGAAGUGGUGCGCAAGAUAGAGAAGAAGAACUUCAUGUGGGAGAGGUUCUACGAUCUAGAGGCUGGCGAGAUCGGCGAGUUGCUGAAGAUGCCUAAGAUAGGGAAGAACAUCUACAAGUUUGUUCACCAGUUCCCCAAAUUAGAUCUUUCUUCCCACAUCCAGCCAGUGAACAGAGCUACUCUGAAGGUGGAACUGACAGUCACUCCCGAUUUCAAGUGGGAUGAAAAAGUACACGGCUCAUCACAGGCCUUCUGGAUUUUGGUUGAAGACGUCGAUAACGAAAACAUUCUGCACAGUGAAUACUUCUUACUCAAACAAAAAUUCUGCGAAGAUGAGCACCUCAUUAAGUUCUAUGUGCCCAUGUUCGAACCCCUCCCUCCGCAAUACUUCAUUCGCGUCGUAUCCGACUCAUGGCUGAACUCGGAAACGCAGCUCCCGGUCUCGUUUCGACAUCUGAUUCUACCCGAGAAGUACUCGCCUCCGACUGAGCUGUUGGAUCUGCAGUCGUUGCCGAUGAGUGCGUUGAGAGACUCGAGGUAUGAGGAGAUAUACAAGAGACAGUUCCAGUACUUCAAUCCCAUUCAGACUCAAGUGUUCAACCAAGUGUACAACGCGGAUGACAAUGUGUUUGUGGGUGCCCCAUGUGGCAGUGGCAAAGGAGUGGUGGCUGAGUUCGCUAUGAUGAGAUUGUUCAACCACCACCCAGAUCCAGACUCUGCAAAGGCAGUCUACAUUACACCCUAUGACUCACUAGUGCAACAGAAAUACGAGGAGUGGAGUGAAACGUUCGGCAACAAACUGGGCAAGAAAGUGGUGACGAUGACAGGCGAAACAGCAGUGGACUUGAAACUACUCGCGAAGGGAAACGUAGUCCUGUCAACCCCUCAGAACUGGGACAUCAUUUCACGCCGGUGGAAACAAAGGAAGAGUGUGCAGAAUGUGAACCUGUUCAUAUGCACCGAGUUGCAUCUGCUGGGAGGAGAGGAGGGACCAGUGAUGGAGGUAAUCUGCUCACGUAUGCACAAUAUGGCAUCUCAUUUGGAGAAGCCAAUCCGUAUCGUGGGCUUAGCUUCAUCUAUUGCGAAUGCCAGGGAUGUGGCACAGUGGCUCGGCUGUCCCAACAACGGAAUCUUCAACUUCCAUCCUAAUGUCAGACCUCUACCAUUAGAGUUGCAUAUUCAGGGUUUCAACAUCAGCCACAAUGCAUCCAGACUACUGGCAAUGUCCAAGCCAGCCUACAAUGCAAUCAUAAAGCACUCACCCAGGAAGCCAGUUCUGGUGUUUGUGCCAUCACGCAAACAGACAAAAAUAACGGCGAUCGACUUGCUGACAUAUUGUGCGGCUGAGCUCAGUCCAAAAAGGUUCCUGCACUGUUCGGAGAGUGACCUGAAGCAGUACGUGGACAUGGUAGAAGAUGAGACACUAAGAGAGACUCUCUCUUCAGGAGUGGCAUUCACUCACGAGGGACUGUCCAAGAAGGAUCUCUCCAUCGUCCAGCAACUGUUCGACGCUGGAGCUGUGCAGAUCAUCGUGGCCUCUCGCAGUCUCUGCUGGUCUCUGACAGCCCACGCCCAUUUAGUGGUCAUAAUCGACACCCAAUACUACAAUGGACAAGUACACUCAUACGUGGACUACCCAAUCACAGAUGUAUUACACAUGCUCGGAAGAGCUAACAGGCCGAAGCACGACAAUGAGGGCAUUUGUAUGUUGCUGUGUCAGAACAGCAAGAAGGACUUCUACAAGAAGUUCCUCUAUGAGCCACUGCCUAUUGAGUCCCAUUUGGACCAGAAUUUACAUGAUCACUUCAACGCAGAGGUUGUGACGAAGACUAUUGAGAAUAAACAGGAUGCUGUUGAUUAUUUGACGUGGACAUUCAUAUACAGGAGGAUGACUCAAAAUCCCAACUACUACAACUUGCAAGGUACGACCCAUCGACAUCUGUCGGAACAUAUGUCAGAAUUGGUGGAGACGACCCUCAGUGACCUCCAACAGUCUAAGUGUAUUGACAUAGUGGGUGGGAUGGACGUCACCCCCCUCAAUCUGGGCAUGAUAGCAGCCUACUACUACAUAAACUACACCACCAUAGAACUGUUCAGCAUGAGUCUGACGAACAAGACCAAAGUGAAGGGCCUCAUCGACAUCAUCUGCAAUGCGGCAGAGUUCGAUGUCAUUCCUAUCAGACACAAGGAGGACAAUUUAUUACGACAGUUGAUACAACACAUUCCCUACAAGCCAGAUAAGUCGGUGAAAUUUGCAGACCCACACGUGAAAGCCUCACUUCUCCUCCAAGCUCAUCUGUCUAGGAUUCAACUGAGUCCAGAACUGCAGGCAGAUACCAACGACAUUCUAACACACUCCAUCAGACUCAUUCAGGCCUGUGUUGACGUGUUGAGUUCGAGUGGUUACCUGUCUCCGGCGUUGGCGGCCAUGGAGCUGGCACAGAUGGUGACUCAGGCCAUUUGGAACAGAGACCCAUACCUCAAACAGCUGCCACACUUCAACGCAGACAUCAUCACUCAAUGCAAAGACAAAGGCGUAGAAAGUGUGUUUGAUGUUAUGGACCUGGAAGAUGAAGUUCGAGACCAGCUGUUAUCUUCUCUCUCUGAACGACAGAUGGCAGACGUGGCCCGAUUCGUGAACAGAUACCCAAACAUAGAGCUGACUCACGAAUUGGCCAAUGAUGCGAACAGUAUCCAUCCUGGCAGUAGAGUGCAGCUGAAUGUGAAUUUGGAGAGAGAGGAAGAGGUGGUAGGACCUGUGAUUGCGCCAUUCUUCCCACAGAAACGAGAAGAAGGGUGGUGGGUGGUGAUUGGAGACCCGAAAAAGAACUCUCUCAUCUCGAUCAAAAGAGUGACCCUAUCGCAGAAGGCAAAAGUGAAGCUAGAUUUCGUAGCCCCUUCCGCUGGACAGUACAACUAUACAAUAUACUUCAUGAGUGAUGCGUACAUGGGGUGUGAUCAGGAGUAUAAGUUCACGAUUGACGUGAGACACUCGGGAGGUCAAGGACACAGAUCGGAUUCGGACUAGAACGAAGAGGUCUUUUGGAAAACUGAGAGAAUGAAGCAUCGCAUCUCUUGUCGAUAGAAUUUCGAUGCCAUGCUUCGAAUCACGGAGAAUCAUUAAGUGCAAUGGAAUGAUCAAAAACUAAAUGGAGUUAAACUCUUUCCAGAAUUAAUCAUAACGCUGUGAAACUAUUUCAUGGCUGAAGAUUAUAUUUGAAAAAAAAAACAAUUUUCGAUAUUCGAUUGUUGAUUGAUGCGAGAAAAUAAAGACCUAUGGGUUCUUCAUAAAGCCACCGGACAAAAUAUUAGUUUCAUUAGUUAAAUGCGAACAGAAAGCAGGUUUCGGUUGCUUAAUGGUUUUUAUGCUGUAUUCCUAGUGUUGUUGAUUGAAUGUCUUAUGUUGUUUUUGAUGCUGUACUUAUUCUGUUAGAUAAUAAAACGUUUAAAUAUAAAA